Cooperia oncophora is the source of this 690-nucleotide messenger RNA. NCBI's taxonomy places the organism in Eukaryota, Metazoa, Nematoda, Chromadorea, Rhabditida, Trichostrongylidae. The record is from the annotation of a GenBank genome assembly.
AUGGGAGUCUGUUUGACUAUUGCUUGCUAUCUCAUUACUUUCUCGCCGUCAGCAGCAUUAUUCUGCCGGUUCAUCGCUAAGGAUUCUCUUCGAAUUAUUCUCUUUGUCCUAGGUGCCUUUCUCUGGUUAGCAUCAUUACUUCUAUGCUCCUUCAUUUGGUUAGCAAUGUCCAUGGUGUGGGAUGCCCUUCCUCUUGCUGUAGCAUGCUCAAUAAUAUUACAAGAUGCAGCACGAGUUUUCUAUUUCUGGCUGCUGAAGAAAGCACAAAGAGGCCUCAACAAGAUCACUGCUCCCGGUGCGUCUUCAAUAGCUCCGGGUGUUUCAGACCUCCAUAACGCUAGACACAUGCUCGCUUUGGUGUGCGGUCUUGGCAUGGGUGUGAUGGCCGCCCUGUUCUUAACUAUGAACGUGUUCGCUGAAUUUGCUGGUCCGGGUACAAUUGGUCUUCCACGAGCUCUCAAAGAAAAUAAACGCGACAAAUAUUACGCUGGACCCUAUCUCCCGCUCUACUACGCUCUAACAGGGUGCUUAGCUAGCUUGUUUGGCGUAGUGUGGACAAUAAUGAGCUGGUUCAACUCCGAAGGCUACCAACCAUUUGUCCUAUGCGCUCAGUUCAUCCUACUCAUUGGAUGUAUAUUAUAUUCACAGAUCAUUAUGGGUGCAACAUUCGAUUCAAUAGUUGAAGGUUGA